This is a messenger RNA of Balaenoptera acutorostrata (minke whale), 2600 nucleotides long. It is a transcript of the gene RBM18, whose product is annotated as RNA binding motif protein 18. NCBI's taxonomy places the organism in Eukaryota, Metazoa, Chordata, Mammalia, Artiodactyla, Balaenopteridae. The record is from RefSeq and is a predicted model, not a curated record. Bases 149 to 721 code for a protein of 190 amino acids. Gene Ontology annotation, molecular function: RNA binding. The transcript has 6 exons.
GCAGGCGUAGUGCGUCACGGGCGGCCUGGCAGCUGGCGGCGCAGAGGUGGACGCGUCUGGAGGGCCAUCUGACCGCGGAGUCGGGGCUUGCUUUGGGGGCAUGAGCCGAGGGGACUACGCCGAGGUGACGAGUAUUUCGUAGAGAUUGAUGGAAGCAGAAACCAAAACUCUUCCCCUGGAGAAUGCAUCCAUCCUUUCGGAGGGUUCCCUACAGGAAGGGCACCGGUUAUGGAUUGGCAACCUGGACCCCAAAAUCACAGAAUACCACCUUCUCAAGCUCCUGCAGAGGUUUGGCACGGUGAAGCAGUUCGACUUCCUCUUCCACAAGUCAGGUGCUUUGGAGGGACAGCCUCGAGGGUACUGUUUCGUUAACUUUGAAACUAAGCAGGAAGCAGAACAAGCCAUCCAGUGUCUCAAUGGCAAGCUGGCUCUGUCCAAGAAGCUGGUGGUGCGAUGGGCACACGCGCAAGUGAAGAGAUACGAUCAUAACAAGAAUGAUAAGGUCCUUCCAAUUAGUCUUGAGCCAUCCUCAAGCACUGAGCCCGCUCAGUCUAACCUAAGUGUCACUGCAAAGAUAAAAGCCAUUGAAGCAAAGCUGAAAAUGAUGGCAGAAAACCCAGAUGCAGAGUAUCCAGCAGCACCUGUUUAUUCCUACUUCAAGCCACCAGAUAAAAAAAGGACUACGCCUUAUUCUAGAACAGCUUGGAAAUCUCGAAGAUGAUGGUUAUGAAUUACCAUAACAGCAAAAGCAAAUUGGUCUCCACACCUGAAAUCCUCUGCCUUUGUGCUUGUAGCUGUGAAUGGUACUGUCCAACAGAGCACAGUCACAUGUUAGAAUUUGGUAACAUAACGUCUUUGGAUGUUCUUAUGGAUGUUUCUCCCCUGAAGUAUGUGUGGAAUUGAGCAUCAUCCAGAAUAAAUAGGAUUGUAUCCAAAACUGUGAUUUGAACACUGGGAUGCUCUAGCUGACUGGUUUGUUUGGAUUUGUAACUCCAGAAACAUUAUAUAGUGUGCCAGAGAGAAAGGCAAACAUAAAAAAUGUUACUAUUUAAAUCAGGAAACUUAAGUUAUUAAUAUCCAUCUUAAAAAAAAAAAAACAUUUUUUCUGUACUCAAGUGUCUUUACAACAUAAAGAAGAAGUAAAAGACAGGGAAGGAAGUGAGAGAUUUUUGAAUCAUGUUCAGAACUGCUGUUCCAGAAUUCUCUAUGGAAAUCCCUCCAACUGGACUAAAAGAAAAGGUUCUUGGCAAAAAGAGCUGUUUCUCUGAGCAAAUGUUGGGGUAAUUGUUUAAGAAUUAUGCUUAUUGUUUCAAAAUCCCAACUCAGAAAACGUGUGUAUCUUAAAAAAUUGUUUGCAUUGACAAAACUGUAGAAUGAAAUUUAGCAUUUUAUACCACAAUGGAAGUUCUGUUUGGAAAUCCAGUUUUUCUACUGGAAUCAUUUUUUAAGAAUCUAAAUAAUCCUGCCUCUAUAAUACCAAAUGUCAUUAUGAAUAUGGGACUUUUAAAAUUGCAUUUAUUGCAUGAGAUUGUUUUUAAUAGCAUGAGGAUGUUCUAUUUGGAAUUGUAUCAUGGUCAGUCUAAAUAGAAAAGCAAAAUUUCUUUGAAAACUUAAACAUUGCUAUAUUGAUCUCUAACAGACAUAUUAUUUAUUAAUAAUUGUGUAGAGGUCUGAGUAGAAGAAAUCAAAUUCUCUUAUGCGGAGUGAGGUGGGGACAUGCAGUGGACACAGAAAGUCAAUGGAGCAGGCACUGCUCUGGCACCGAGAUUGUAAUGACCUCAUGUUUUAUGUGGUUUUUAAAGGCUUGAAAGACUGCAUGACUUUAAAACGAUUCUUCAUGUGUAGAACCUACUUCUCCCCGGAUAUUUCUUGCCUCUGUGAACAUUUUAAAUAUAACAAUAGAGAAAGAAAAAGAAAUCAACAGAUUUGGGAGUGUGUUUCUGUCAGCAGUGUUGGUUGGUCAUUUUGGUGCAAGGUUGACAGACUGUUUCAUUGGGCAGCACCAUUGCUUCUUUACCAGGUAAAUCAUUUUGUUACCCAAUGUGCCACUCUUAGUGAGUACAGACUGUUUACCGUCAUUUUUCCUAGCAAGAGGAAGCUUUCAUUAUAGGAACUUAAGUCUUCCUAUGAGCAUAAAUGAAUUUAAGACACUUGAACCAAAACUUCAGCAUAGUGAGGUUUCAGAAUUCACAGAACUGGUUCAGAGAAAUUCUUAUCACCUUUCCCAAGGUAAAACUUUUCAGAUAUCUUUAAAUGUUAAAUACUUCCUGCGUUUAUGAGCUCAGUCUAAGAUGCAAGUAACUCUCUUUCCAUUUGGGGGAUAGGUCAGGGAGGUAGGAGCAUUAUCUCCCAUUUUUCUGGUGACUUCUGAGAGCAUAGAAUUCACCGUUUUAUCCUUAAGUCCUCAGAGAGUUAUGGUGGAGUAGGACUUAUUUAAUGCAAAAUAGUCUUCUAUUUUUAAUAGGAACUUAGAAAAUACUUAACUUUGAAUUAUCUAGAAUUGUUUCCUUUAGAAACCAGAGCUAUUUAUUUGUAUUUAAAGCAAUGUUUGUUAUUUGUACCGAUUCUUAUUCCUCUGUGUGAAUAAAUGCAAGACAGUG